Ruditapes philippinarum (Manila clam) is the source of this 3178-nucleotide messenger RNA. RefSeq names its product nephrin-like. The record is from RefSeq and is a predicted model, not a curated record. The transcript is spliced from 10 exons. Bases 1 to 2283 code for a protein of 760 amino acids. NCBI's taxonomy places the organism in Eukaryota, Metazoa, Mollusca, Bivalvia, Venerida, Veneridae. Gene Ontology annotation, molecular function: protein binding.
AUGGUCAUCAACGUAGAAAAUCGACAUCGAACGUUCGUGUUUGCCAUAAGUGCUACAGCUCUCGUCGGCAUUGUGUUUGGGGAUGUAAAACCAGUUCUACAGAUUUCACAGACGGAAGUGUGGGAAUUUGGUAACGUGACGUUGAGAUGUUCUUGUCCAAAGUACAGUACAUUUGGUAUAGCGACCUUUUACAGGGGCAAUCCUUUAUACGAGUAUAAAUACACGUAUCUUGACAUGAUUUUGUUUUCUAACAAAACAUGUGCGAUAAGUCAGACACAUAGCUUUCUUGAAGAUUUUAAGUGUCUUGAUAAUAUUACUUUUGAAAUCACGAUAAGUCUACGACGACAAGAAAACUGGACAUGCAGCUGUGGACUUGAUGUUAAUACAAAAAGUGAUCCAGCAGUUAUUUAUGUGAAUGUUCCCGUUGAAAACAUAAAUCUGAAGAUGGACACUUAUAAUAUAGCUGAGGAUAUAACAAUACAAAUACUUAAUAGUUCCAAUAUUACUCUGGAGUGUUCAUCGUGUGCAAGACCUGAACCAAACAUAACAUGGAACAUACCAGCAUACAGCACUGAAAUUAUUUUAAACUCGACCACUUCCAUAAAUGGUCUUUUCUGUUCACAUUCAAUGUUGUAUUAUAAGCCAACAUUAGAAAGUCAGGAUCAGCAAAUAUAUUGCACAGCCAGUAACAAAAAUAACGAGCAGCAUAUUUCCCCGAGAAUUACCACCGAUGUUUUAUAUCCAGCUGUUGUUAAUCCUAUACACGAUAUAAGCAUUGCCGAAGGAUCGCAACUUGAAACGUUUUGUCCCGUAAUAAAUGGAAAUCCUUCCGACUCAACAGUUUUAUGGUCCAGGCUAAAUGACGAACAUCGAUGGAACAGUAGAUUGUUGUUAAUCAAGAAUGUUUCUAGAACAGACGAUACCGACUACACUUGUAGUGUUAUAACACACAUGUUUCCUACGAUUGGUAGUUCUUUAAAAGUUGAAAGCAAAACCUCAUUUCACCUGAACGUUUUCUUCUCGUCAGAGAUAAAAACGUUUUCAGUGUCAAAAAUAAAUAUUUUUAAGAGAACUUUUGUGAUAAACGAACGGGAAAAUGCAUCUUUUGAGUGCAUUGCUGAAGCUAAUCCGCCGUCGGACUUGACUAUUGAGAAUCAAAGGGGUGAUAUCAUUUUAAUGGUACCAAAAUCAAAUAUUGCUCGCAAUACCUUGCAUAAUGCGUCAUAUGUAGAUGCCGGGGAAUAUAUUUGUACCGGGUGGAACAACUACACACGAGGCUUACCAACAAAGUCGAUGCUGACUCUUAUCGUAAGAACUAAACCCAAACCGUCUUCUGGCGACACAAGUGUUACGAAGGUGGCAACAGAUAUGCACGUAGAUGUUACAUUAAUAUUUACAACUUGGAAUUAUCUUGAUAAUCCAAAUAAAACAGUGUUUAACUGGUUUAAAGGCAAUAUAUCUUUAUCUGAUGAUGACAGUAAAUACACAGUACAUUCAAAUGAACUACAAACAAAUCUUACAAUAAGAAACACAACGAAACAAGAUUUAGAGAUUUAUAAAGUAAAUGUCCAAAACUCAUUUGGAAUUUAUAGUCACUAUUAUGAAUUGAAAUCCAAAGAUAAGCCUGACCCACCGAUUGACUUUAAAGUCCUUAACGACUCAAUAACAGCCACGUCGGUCACAUUAGCAUGGGGCCCUGGUUUUAAUGGAGGAGCCACACAAGCAUUUGUGAUUAUGUUCAGAAUGAAGCACACAAAUAUAUGGCGUAACAAAUCUGUCGAAGACAAUGGUGCAAAACAAAUGAAUUAUACCUUACAUGAUCUGAACAGCUCGCAAGAAUAUGAAAUUGAGAUGUUUGCGGAGAACAUAAACGGAGAUUCAACCGGUACAGAACGUAUCCUGUUUAAAACUAAAGCCGCACUUACAAGUCAAGUUAAACCGCAGUUGGAUGACAGUAGUGGUAUAUUAGCAGGAAGUGUAUCCUCUGUUAUUCUCGUUGCUGUAAUAGUUGGUUUUGUUUUCUUCUUUCACAAAAGGAACUGGAGGUGUUCCCGCUUCAAAUGUCUUAAAUCAGAUAUCAUCGAGAGCCCAGUCGCACCCGAGUAUAUAGAUUUGGACGAGAGCAGGCGAGAAAUAAAUAUUUAUAAUAAUUUUGAUGUACCAUCUGUGAGCACAUAUGAACAGCUGGAUACUGCAGCACAAGGAUCAACUACAUACACGGAGUUAAAAGAUAGAAUGACACUCAAUACUGAAACUUCUGACUACGUAAACGUUAGAAUAUAAGACAUUAAUUAAUAACGAUUAAUGAAAAGUCACAAAAAACAUCAUAUGUUUUCACAUGAAACAUCAUUUAACGAUUGCAAAAUCGAAUUCAGGAUGACGGAAAUAUGACAUCAUUAAAAUGCUAAAUAACUAGUAGAUAUGGUAAUCAAGCUUAUAUACAAGGGAUUUAAUUUAUUUUUGAUAAUUUUACAUCUAUUCAUAAGGAAGAUAAAGGUAUCUGAAUAUUGUUACAGACAAUAAAUAAUUUAAUUUAUUUACAGAUGUGUUAACAUUCAGGAAGAGACUAGGAAUUUCGGAAAACUUGGAACUUUUGAAAGGCUGUCUUACGAACGCUGGGUUGUUUACUUAUCUUUGAUGGCUGAUGGCUGUCAUUUCUUUUACACAUUGCAUUACAGUUAUUGCUCGUAGGAUACUUAAACUUUCCCGGAUGCCAUCAACAGAGCAGUUUUGUAUGUAGAAGGAAGUGUCAUUUUCAGAAGUUUUUUUUUUAAAUUACGUUCAAUGUUUGAAAUGAAAGUUAUUUAUAAAUAUCAGCUUUGAUUUGUUCUAAACAGCACUGAUGAUGUUUGAAUUGUAAGCAAAUUAAAAUCGUGGUACCACAUGUGGAAAAUCUUUAAAUAGUUGUCUCUUCAUUGAAAAGUGUGAAAUUAUAUUUUGAUAAUUUUCACUUUGAAAUUAUCAAAAUUAACAUAUUUUUACGGAUAAAUCAGUAAUCUUUUCAAAAGCAUUAAAUAAAUUGUCUUAUUGAUUGCAUAAAAUUGUAGUCACACUCGUAUAUAUUGCAUUAAAUUGAAGACAAACUGUUGUUUAUUUUAUAAAGUCGUAUUCAAUCCAUUGUUGAUUGUAUAGAAUUGUAGUUGCAUGUUGGUGAUUGUAUAAUAAACGUUGUAUUCGA